GUAGGCCAUUAUGGGAACCUGUUGUAGUUAAUUAUUCCUUAUUCUAAUCACCCCUUUCCUCUUGCUCUUCUGUAUAAAAAGAUGGUGGUUUAAUGACUGUGAUUUGCACAAAGCUGAAGAAAUCAUCACCUAGAAACAACAGAAAUCCCUUAGAGAAACCACUAAAUCAAGAUGACUGGCUCUGGUUCUCCUUGUGGAGCCUGCAAAUUCUUGAGAAGGAAAUGUGUGAGAGGUUGUGUUUUUGCACCUUACUUUUGCCAUGAGCAAGGAGCUACGCAUUUUGCAGCCAUUCAUAAGGUGUUUGGUGCGAGCAAUGUUUCCAAGCUCCUUGCUCACCUCCCUGUAAGUGACCGUACCGAAGCCGCCGUCACAAUCUCAUAUGAAGCUCAAGCUAGGCUUCAGGAUCCUAUCUAUGGCUGUGUUUCGCAUAUCUUCGCCCUCCAACAGCAGGUGGUCAAUUUACAAGCACAGCUAGCUUAUCUUAGGGAACAAGCAGCUCAAAGCUUCCUCAAUGCCUCUUCCAUGGAAAACCCUAAUGAAAAGUACUGUGGAAAACCUAUUACCACUUUCCCUCACGAUCUUCAUGGUUGGUUCCAGACCCAAAAUUCCGACACCUCGGGGCAUCAGUUUCUCCCUAAUAUGUCUAAUAAUUCCUCUUUAACAACACAGCAUUAUGGGAGCAGCAGCAGCACUCCUUUCCUGAAUCCCAACCCGAUCGGGAACUAUGAAAAUUCAGGAACCCUGGAAGAUAGCAUCUCAUUUUCUAGCUUUGAUGAGGCUGCUUCGAAUUCAAUGUCUUAUGAUUCGCAAGCAAACAGAAAGCAGUGGGGCUUUCAUGAAGUGGAUGACCUUCAAUCAGUGGCUUUUGGUUUCAGUCGAUCGGCUUCAUGAAUGAAUUGACCAUCGAUAAUCAAGACGCUACCUGUAUUGAAAACAACUCGGGCUUGUUGACAUGCAAGCUUGUAUAUCGGUUGUCCGUUUUUCCAGUCCUCAGCUACAGCUAGAUGCCAAUGUUUUGAGGCAUUCUGAUGGUCGUGACGAUUGACGAAUAUGGUUUUGCGACUUAAAGUAGAAUUCAAGGAUAAAGAAUUGAUGGUUAGCUAGGGGUCUUAUUGAAGGUUGAGGGAUGGCCGGAAGCUGAAGGAGAGUCGUUUUAGAAAGAAACUGCAUGUGUUAUGAUGUAGUAUACAUUAAUCGUAAUAACUGCCACGCAACAGCCACGGUUAUAUUCUCUCCAAGCAUAAUUAUCUCCAAAUAAAAAAGAUGAUGGAGUGUCGGCCACCAAAGUCAUCGAAAACCCUUGUUAAAUUUGUUCUCCAAGUAGCUGGUGUGCAUGUAGCUAGGUUGUUGCAGUCUUGUCAAACUAGCUAGCUAGGGUGCAAGUAUAAUCUUUCUCGCAUCCCAGCUUCCAUAUAUUUUGUGUGUUCUGGAGUGGGCUGAUAUAGCAGUGGAUUAUUGUUCAUAUCAUUCUGGCACUUGUUGGUCACCGUGUCCGAACAUGAUUUUCAAAGAUGGAGUGAUGAAGAUGAUGGCGGUGGGCCUUGCCCCCCUCGCAUUCAUU
Messenger RNA from Prosopis cineraria, 1561 nucleotides. RefSeq names its product LOB domain-containing protein 29-like. Gene Ontology annotation, biological process: hormone-mediated signaling pathway; positive regulation of DNA-templated transcription. Lineage: Eukaryota; Viridiplantae; Streptophyta; Magnoliopsida; Fabales; Fabaceae. Bases 172 to 891 code for a protein of 239 amino acids. The record is from RefSeq and is a predicted model, not a curated record. The transcript is spliced from 3 exons. Gene Ontology annotation, cellular component: nucleus.